UUUAUAUGCCUACAUGACCGCUACGUGAAAACCUUUUCGAUAGAUCGAUAACCGGAUCGAAUCUAUUUUUUCCCUCAUAACGAUCGAUCGAUGCCUCGUCCUGUCGAGACACUGGAUAUAGCUCUUCCCAUAGACCACCCGCUCAAACGGCCUGUGUCGAAUAGGAAUAAGCAGACCGCCCAACGAAUCUAUCAGCUUUGGAAUACCUGGCCCUGGCAUCUCUUCCCUACCAAUUCCCCUCACCUUCCUACCAUAUGGACCGAUAACUUACUCGACAAGCUGAAGACUAUCGCUCUCUGCACUACUCUUCCGCAUGCUCAACAACUACUGAACGCCAACGUUCCCGAUGGACAGCCCCUCUCACUUGCCGUUCUCAACGCAGUUAUUGACGAGUGCAAGGAAGGAUCUGAUACUCCAGAGAACCCCGCCAUGAGGAAUAGGAAGAGAAAGCAAAGACGUGCUGCUGCUGCCGAGAGGCAAAGGUUAGGCGAACACCAAACCGAGAGAGGGUCUAGCGAAGGUCUAGACGAUAACAACGAAGAAGAGGACGACCCGAGUGCAUACGAGCCUGAUAACGAACAGCAAGAAUUUCAAUCAGGCCGACAACCCCGUCCUCUCAUAUCACCUUCCCGCCGUCUCCGAGGACGCAGCCUCGCUACCAGGAAUAGCAUGGCCAACGAACCGGGAUCGCCAAUAACUAAACGCCAGAAACGUCGCCAUCACUCAUCUAUGCCACUCCAUUAUUCAUACGUAACACCCCCGGAAUCUACACCCACUUCCGGUUCCAACUCGGACCGCCAUGUCCCCCCUCGUUUUCGCUUCGGUGAAAACAUGUUACCCUCACCUUCUUCAAAUGGUGUAACCACAAAUAUCGAGUCGGUUAUGAUUCGGCUGGCUAGCGUCUUUCAGGAACAGCGGCAAAGCUGCGAGAAGGCGGUUGAGGAGACCAGAUCAGAACUAGGCGCGGUCAAAAGUCGGUUAGAAUCAUUAGAGGAGCAACUAGCUACUGUGAGGAGCGAAAUAACCGAGAUAGAACAACAAAAAUCUGAGAUGGAGAAUACAUACCAAGAUCUCCUCGCUAUCGAAAAAGAGGAAGAAGGAUUAGCUGCGCGGCGACGAGAGCUUCUGUCGCGUAGGACGUCAGGCUCGCGGGCACCAUCUGUAUUCUUGCAAGAUGAACCGUCCCCGAUGCUGCCACCACCAAGCCGUACUCGCGCAUCAGAUGAGCUUCGAACCGAUAUCAAUGCCCUGAUCGUCGACCAGCUCCAACCCCUACAACUGCGGCAAACAGCACUGAAAACCGAUAUCACCGGUGCCAAGACUGAUCUGGAAGCUGCGCGAGCUAAGAUCGAAGCUUCGCUCAUGGACCUAAGUGCCAAGUCAGACGAAAUGAUACGGUUCCGUGGAUUUACGAACGAUAUGCAAGAUGCACUCAUUCGACGCGGCUUCGCAGAGCCUACGUGGGAAUUGGGUCAGAAGAAUGUAGACGGGCGCGAACGUCCUAGCACCGCCUAUGGCCCCUUUUCCGCCUCUCAGCCUGUUCCCGCGUCUGCCGGAUUCGAUUCUCCCCCAGACCGCAAUCACGACCACGGGUUACGGUCUCUGCUUGUCGGACUGGAUUCCACAGACUCGAAUAACUUGGAGACUAGUCCUCUUCGCCCACAAUCCGCUUGAGACUCUUUUACGCCACGAAUGACAUUUACCACGAAUAUAUGAGCUACUAUUUAAUUUAUGAUCUAUGUAUUUUGGUUGAUAUAGCUUCUGUCUGCAGGAUUUGAAUUUUUAGAGUAUUUAACUUCUAGGGAUACAACAAGCGGUUCGGAUUUGAGGAAGGCAUCUCGGCGUAAAUUGUACAUAUACCCAUAUAGGUACUCGGUCUAGAUAUUACCAUUUGGAAUACUAUAGGGCAGUUAAUGUCACGAAGUAAUGAUCUGUCCGCUGAA
Molecule: messenger RNA, 1943 nt
Organism: Annulohypoxylon maeteangense
Lineage: Eukaryota; Fungi; Ascomycota; Sordariomycetes; Xylariales; Hypoxylaceae
Exons: 1
Coding region: 91-1674 (527 amino acids)
Source: RefSeq, a predicted model, not a curated record